UAAUGGAAGGUCCACCACCUUGUGUCGGAAAAAGGAUCGUCACUAGUCUUAAAUCUUAACGAAUGUUAAAUAACUAAUAAGCCCAUAAACAUCACCAUUGGUCACCCACCUGCCCCAUAAAAUAGGAAAGUUAUUAGAAGACCCACGGAAGAAAUCACAACCGUCGAUCUUAGACGACCAGGCUUGUUACAGUGGAAGUCAACUCAAAGUCGUCGUCUCACCCAGUAAUUUCCAAAAAGACAUUAAAACUGGCGCGUCUCUAUAUAUCUCCACCACUUUACUUGCCAGUUAUUUACGGGAUUUUAUUUUCUUAAAAAUCUAAAUUGUUUCCCUCUUCGUCUUCGCAAACAAAAAAAAAAAGAAAAGAAAAGAAAAGAGUAUUAAAGCGGAGUCGAGUUUAUCGAUAUUCGAGGAAACUUCAAUGUGGACACAAAUAUCAAACUCAAAACUUCCCUAGAGAUUUUGUCUUAGGGUUCUUCUUCUCCUCUUCAUUCUAAUCAUCAUCGAGCUCUAUCAUGGCUGGACGAUCGUGGCUGGUUGAUAGUAACCGAAUCGCAACUAAAAUAAAGAGUGCAUCGAGUCAUUCUGACUCGCACCAAGUGGUGUGGAACAGCAAUCCUACUAGACACUGUCCCAACUGUAGUCACGUCAUUGACAACAACGAUGAAGUUGAUGACUGGCCAGGCUUGCCACGAGGUGUGAAAUUCGAUCCUUCUGAUCCAGAGAUCAUCUGGCAUUUGCUUGCAAAAUCUGGUUUGUUGGGUUUAAGCUCCCACCCUUUCAUUGAUGAGUUCAUCCCAACUGUUAAUCAAGAUGAUGGUAUCUGUUACACUCAUCCUAAGAACUUGCCAGGUGUUAAGCACGAUGGGACUGUGUCCCACUUCUUCCAUAGAGCAAUCAAAGCUUACAGCACAGGAACUAGAAAGCGUAGGAAGAUUCACGACGACGAUUUCGGGGACGUGCGCUGGCACAAGACAGGAAGAACUAAGCCGGUUGUGUUGGAUGGUGUUCAAAGAGGUUGCAAGAAGAUAAUGGUUCUCUACGGUGGGAAAGCCGUGAAAACCAACUGGGUGAUGCAUCAAUACCAUUUGGGGACGGACGAAGAUGAGAAAGAAGGUGACUACGUUGUUUCCAAGAUAUUCUACCAGCAGCCAGCAGUGCUCAAGCAAGGUGGUGGUGAUAAAGCUGGAGAUGAUGUCUCUGAUGAUAUCUUUGCUGCAACCACUCCCAAAGCGGAUCCUGUCACUCCGAAACUGUUUACACCAGAGCCUCCACAAGCUGUGGGAGUUUGCUCUGAUCCUCACUUUGCAGAUGACUAUGUAGCUGCUCCUGAGGUGUCUCUUGCUGAGAUAUCUGAGGCAGUGUAUAUGGAAGAUGAGGUUCAGGGAGUUCAACGUAACCACGAAAGAACAAGCUCCGAGGAUGAGCCUGCACCUGAGACCGGGAUUGAAAACCGAGAAAAUGAAAUAAUGGUAUAUGAUGGAGAAGAGAAAGAGAAUGGUAAGGAAGAUGGAAACGAAGGUGAAAACCAAGCUGAGGAAGAUCCGAAUUGGUUGGACAGUGGUGGAUCUCAGUUUAUAUUGGACUCGCAGCAGCUUGUGGAAGCCUUGUCUCUUUGCGACGAUCUCUUGCAGGACAGAGAUGAGAACACAAACAAUGGAGGAGGCUCAAGGAACAAGCAGCCGUGUUUUGGUGAUUACGCACAUUUGGGAGGAACAGAAGACUUCAAAAGGGAUCUGGAGGAUUGUCAGAAACUCGUUCUUGAUCCCUCCAACAUUGAUCUUGAUACUCCACCCGAGUUUCGUCUUAGCCAGCUGGAAUUUGGAUCACAGGAGAGCUUUCUCGCUUGGGGCACUGGAAAGACUGACUAACCACAACUCCCACGAGUUCCAAGACUAUUGGAACUCGCUCUGUUAUUUUUUGGUAGGCAAAACGGUGCCACGCUGAUGUAUGAUAUAUGUUGCUCAAGUGCUUUGAUUUCAAACUGUUUUUGGUUUUUCUCUUUUCGGAUUUAGAAUAACUUCUUUGGAACGUGUCUCCAAUCUAACUUGGAAUGUCCUUAUGUAAAUAUAUUUGCUUCUGAGAACUUAAUGAGUCCAAAGCCUCCAUGUUUGGACUCUAAUCUCUCCGGAGUUGAGUCCAGAAUUUCACUAGGAAGCUCUUUCUUA
Messenger RNA from Brassica rapa (field mustard), 2168 nucleotides. Its product is annotated as SUPPRESSOR OF GAMMA RESPONSE 1. Gene Ontology annotation, molecular function: DNA-binding transcription factor activity; transcription cis-regulatory region binding. Gene Ontology annotation, biological process: regulation of DNA-templated transcription. The record is from RefSeq and is a predicted model, not a curated record. NCBI's taxonomy places the organism in Eukaryota, Viridiplantae, Streptophyta, Magnoliopsida, Brassicales, Brassicaceae. Gene Ontology annotation, cellular component: nucleus.